ACAGUGCAGUGAUGUCGGCACUGGUUUGCCUCGUAGCUGGUGCACUUUUCUUCUAUGUGAUAGUGUAUUACGCUGUGUUUAGAGGAGCCAGGUGUUCCAGUUUAGUGAGGCUGAAUGGGAAGACGGCCAUUGUUACAGGAAGCAACACUGGCAUUGGCAAGGCCACGGCUCUGGAACUGGCAAAGAGAGGAGCCAGGGUGAUCCUAGCCUGCCGCAACAAGGACAAAGCUGAGUCAGCUGCAUAUGACAUCCGUAGAGAGAGUGGGAACAAUCAGGUGGUGUUCAUGCAGUUGGAUCUCGCGAGUUUCAAGUCUGUUCACAGCUUUGCUGAAAUUUUCCUGAAGUCUGAACCCAGACUGGACAUCCUCAUCAACAACGCAGGUGUGAUGGGUCCAGGAUGUACCGAGGAUGGAUUUGGCAUGGCGUUUGGGGUUAACCACCUGGGUCACUUCCUGCUUACCAACCUUCUCCUGGAGCGCCUGCAGCAGUGUGGUCCCAGUCGCGUGCUCACUGUGGCCGCACUGCUGCACUGCUUUGGCAGCGUUGACUUCCCUCUGUUGGCUUCCAGGAAGGACUUAGUAUCUGGUCAGUCCACCUGGCACAACUUUCAAGCCUAUUGCAACAGCAAGCUGUGUAAUGUGCUGUUCACCAGGGAGCUGGCCAACAGGCUGGAGGGUACCGGUGUCACCUGCUACAGCCUCCACCCAGGAGUCAUCUACACAGAACUGUGUCGCAGUCUGAGCCUGUGGCAGCAGCUUCUCCUGAUGCCCUUGGCCAAGCUCUUCUUCCUGGAUCCUGAGGGGGGGUCCCAGACCACCCUGCACUGUGCCCUGCAGGAGGGCAUUGAGUCCUUCAGCGGACGCUACUUCUCUAACUGUGCACUGCAACAGGUGGGAGCCAAGGGACGAGAUGAUGCUCUGGCAAAGAAGCUGUGGGAAUUGAGUGAGAGGUUAACUGGUUUAUCAUAACAGACUGAAUCCUAAUCCAGUGUGAUCGCUCUGUGCCUUAUGGUCUGUUCCUUUAAGGGCUGGUUUCUAAUGGUCUUAUACAUGUUUGACAUAGGGAACAGAAAGCAGUGCAGUGUUUUACUAUUUCUAUUAUCUGCAUAACCUUACAUUUGUUCCUGUUGUUUAAUAAAUGGCAGUUAUCCACAAAG
Molecule: messenger RNA, 1156 nt
Organism: Epinephelus moara (kelp grouper)
Lineage: Eukaryota; Metazoa; Chordata; Actinopteri; Perciformes; Serranidae
Product: dehydrogenase/reductase SDR family member 13-like
Exons: 5
Coding region: 12-968 (318 amino acids)
Source: RefSeq, a predicted model, not a curated record